This is a messenger RNA of Saimiri boliviensis boliviensis (Bolivian squirrel monkey), 1064 nucleotides long. It is a transcript of the gene BACC1, whose product is annotated as BPTF associated chromatin complex component 1. Lineage: Eukaryota; Metazoa; Chordata; Mammalia; Primates; Cebidae. The record is from RefSeq and is a predicted model, not a curated record. Gene Ontology annotation, cellular component: NURF complex; MLL1 complex.
GAGCCCGGGCCGGGACGCGGACGCCGCGAGCGGGCGCGCGGCCUCGGUCGCAGACGCGGACCCUCUGCAGCACAGGGACAGACGUUAGCUUCCCUUUGUGCCCAGUCCAGCGCAGAGUAGGUGUUACUAAGUGAUCGCUGGGUGAGGAAAUGAAUGACAGAUGAAAACACAGGCCCGCAGCCCAGACUCCUCUUUCACGGCUCUCCCUGCUGCGAACGGGCCGACCACAAACCGCCACCACUCCCAGCCACCCCAGUUCAUGGAAUUCCCCCAGACGGCUGCCGGCUGCGUUCGGAGGCCCCGUCUGUAAAGUGCCCUCCUGGCGAGCUGGUUUCAGUGCGCCGUGCCGUGUACAGCAGCCGUGGAACGUUGAUGGUGGAGAGGGCUGUUCUAAGGUGGAGUGCGAAGUGGACGGAGACGGAGAUAGAGAUGCUGAGGGCUGCUGUGAAGCGAUUUGGGGACGAUCUUAAUCACAUCAGCUGUGUCAUCAAGGAACGGACAGUAGCUCAGAUAAAGGCCACUGUGAAACGCAAGGUAUAUGAAGACUCUGGCAUCCCCCUUCCAGCUGAGUCACCCAAGAAAGGGCCCAAGAAGGUGGCAUCUGGUGUCUUGUCACCUCCAGCUGCCCCUCCUCCCAGCAGCUCCAGUGUCCCUGAGGCCGGGGGUCCCCCCAUAAAGAAACAGAAGGCUGAUGUGACACUCAGUGCUCUGAACGACUCCGACGCCAACAGUGACCUGGUGGAUAUUGAAGGGCUAGGAGAGACUCCUCCAGCUAAGAAACUCAACUUUGACCAGGACAGCCUGACCCUGGAUUCUGGCCUUCUCAUGACUUCUGCUGAUCCUCCUCUCCUCUCCUGCUGAGGCUUCCUCCUCUGACCCCUCUCACUGUUCAUGCCAGACCUGUGGAUCGCCUGGGACUCUGAGCAAGGCCUGCGCGAGAGAGAGCUGAAAGGCUGCGCGGGCUGCCACCUCGCUGCUCCCACAUGAGCACCUGCCCCCAACCCCUUUGACCUUCCUCUGAGGGACAUUUUUAUACAGAAAAUAAUAAAGAUUUCCCGCUCAGC